AUGCCGCCCGUUAAUAUUGGCAUUCACUUCCCCGGGAUUGGAUACCUGUCGCGUCUAAAACUUCGCCCUGACAUUGCUCGAAGAAUGCUGCUUGAAGCACAUAAAUGGACCAGCAAAGAGGCACUGAAAGAUGGGGUUGUUGACCAAAUAGCAGAACCUGAAGACAUGCUGAAUGUAGCGAUCGAAGUCGCGCGAAAAUGGGCACCUAAGGCGAAGAUGGGAGUGUAUUCCAUACUACGACAGGAAUUAUGGGGCGAAGCUGCUCGGAAGUUCCAGAGCAUCAGCUACGUUCAUCAACGUAGGACUAUUUUGCCGCCCAAAGUGAAAAUUUGA
This is a messenger RNA of Paracoccidioides brasiliensis Pb18, 333 nucleotides long. RefSeq lists its product as uncharacterized. The record is from RefSeq and is a predicted model, not a curated record. The coding region runs from base 1 to 333 and encodes 110 amino acids. The transcript has a single exon.